Messenger RNA from Ostrea edulis (European flat oyster), 9268 nucleotides. RefSeq lists its product as uncharacterized. The record is from RefSeq and is a predicted model, not a curated record. Bases 239 to 4996 code for a protein of 1585 amino acids. NCBI's taxonomy places the organism in Eukaryota, Metazoa, Mollusca, Bivalvia, Ostreida, Ostreidae. The transcript has 14 exons. Gene Ontology annotation, molecular function: metal ion binding; NAD+ poly-ADP-ribosyltransferase activity.
ACAUUUGUUUCCCGUUUUCAUAGUAUGCACUACAGCAAAUCAUCGUGUGUACACGUAUACGUUUCCGUGUAUCAGUGGAUUCCUCUAGAAAUCCGGAAUAUUACGCAGAUAUCCCCUACGUCAUAAGUUUGGCUGACAGAUUCACAGCAGAGUACACGCACCUGAAGUGUGGACAGCUUGUAUCACUCGGCUAACCUCGGAAUCCGGAAUCAGCCGAGGUUGACCGAAGAUUGUGAACAUGAGUAGUAAAGGAGGGGGAGGAAAACAAGGAAAAUCAAGAGGUGGAUCUCAGAAAGAUCAUGGUGGGCCUAUUGGCAAAGGAAAUUCCUCUAGAAACACUAGAGGUGAAUCACAAAGCAACAAGAGAGGUGGACAGGGACAUUCUAGAGGUGGUGGACAGGGACAUUCUAGAGGUGGUGGACAGGAACAUUCUAGAGGUGGUGGACAGGGACAUUCUAGAGGUAGUGGACAGGAACAUUCUAGAGGUGGUGGACAGGGACAUUCUAGAGGUGGUGGACAGGGACAUUCUAGAGGUGGUGGACAGGGAAAUUCUAGAGGUGGACAGCAUGGUGGACACAGAGGUCAAGGAUAUAAAGGCACUGGACGGGGUUCAGCUUUGAAUGAUCCAAAGAUCAAGAACAGAGAACUCUUUACCUCCAACGCCUUGGAUACCAACCCUGUUAAUACACUAAGAGGAAAGUGUAGGGUUGAACACGUCAAAGAAAACUACUCUGCAAAGAAGCCAAAAGAGGACACGUUCAUCUGUGUUCUAGAGUGUAGUCUGGAAACCAAAAAACUGGCCACCACGCAGGAUGAAAUUCGUGUGGGUUCGAGCCACCAGAUUGUGAAUAUGAGCGAAAGUAAAGGAAGGGGAAGUAAUAAAGGAAAGGGUGGAAACACCAGGGGUGGAUCACAAUGUAACACCAGAGGUGGACAGGGAAAUUCCAGAGGUGGUGGACAGGGAAAUUCUAGAGGUGGUGGACAGGGAAAUCCCAGAGGUGGACAGGGAAAUUCUAGAGGUGGUGGACAGGGAAAUUCAAGAGGUGGACACAGAGGUCAAGGAGGACAAGAGAAGAUGUAUGGAAGUCAACCAAACUUAUUCUUUGGGCAGCUGCCACCACGGCCUCUUUUUGGAAAUCAGCCCAUGCCAAGUCGACCACAAGAUUCUCUCUUGGGACAACCUCAACCUCCAAUGAAUUUCGGCAAUCUGCAGCCAGGCAGAAAUCCACAGAUAGGCAACAAUCCACAGUUCCGCUAUCCAACAUACCAACCAAUAAGAAUGCCAAAUUACCCAGGUCAACAGCAGCCUCCUUUUGGAAUGCAAGCUACCUAUACUGCACCAGCUCCUUUACAACCACCACAGCCAAAUCAGGAGAUCGGGGCACCCUCUGCUGGUUCAGCAAAGUUUAUGACAAAGCACCCAGUGACUGCAUUAAAUGAGAUGAAGUCCAAAGCUGUCUACAGCGAGUUUCCAACCAAGAAUGAUCUCGUGUGUUUAGUGGUAAACGUGGAUGGUAAGCGCUUUGAAGGAUAUGCACUGACCAAGAAAGACGCGAAGAAAAAGGCAGCUGAGGAAGCCCUUAAAAAUCUCUUCAAUAUUAUCUGCGUUGAAGGGUCAAAUGAAGAAGAAGAAGAACCUGUAGGAAAUAACCAAAAAAGUACCAAGUCAAAGCCGAAGCAGAAAAAAGAAGAGGAUGAGGAGAAAAUCCUUAAUGAUACACUGGAAAAACUGAAACAGAUGACCAUGCCUGAUGUGAAUAUUGUUAGAGAAAAACCUCCACAGCAACAGAGGGAGGCACAGAUGAGAAAACACAGUGAGAGUGGGAGUGAGGGAAAGGACAGUAGUGCUGGAGGCGAAGGUUCCCAGAAAGGAAACCGAAGCCGGGGUGGAAGACGGAGAAGAGGGAAAGGAAAGGCUAAUGCAUUGGAGGAUGUGGAAGGAAUGCUGGAGGAUGAUGAGGAAAUGGACUCUGACAAUGAAAGUGUGGUCAGUCAGAGUUCACAGUCCCAGAGAGGUAAGGAUGGUAGCAGAAGAGGCCGAGGAAGAGGGGCGUCUAGUCUGCCAAACAUCACCAGAAACUCCUGUGAAGGAUUAGACUCGGACAAUGAAAGUGUGGGCAGUCAGAGUUCACAGUCAGUAAAAGUCAAAGGCCAAUAUGGAAGAGGGGGCAGAGGGAGGAGAGGAGGCAAAGGGGCUGAUUCUCAGAGAACGGGCAGAAAUCAGGAAUCUGAUGGUGUCACAGAGCAACCUUCCCAUGAAUUUGAUGAUGGUGAUGAUGAUGAUGACUUCUCAGAAUCAAGAGUUUUUAAAUUCCUGGUGAGAACACUAGGAGGCUGUGCCAGUGUUUCAAAAUUCAAACAAGAGUUUUCUCCCUUGCCAUCAUAUUUUGAUGAUUGGAUUAUGAAGCCCAAGAACAGGUUGUCGAUCUACGAAAGGAACCACCAACCAAAAUUUAUCGGGCCUUUUUUAAUAGACGCUACUGUGUGUGUUGAUCACAUGGGUUUUGCAAAGAACAAAAGAUGUUACCGCAAGGAUUGCAGCCAUUUUCACAUCUGUAACUUUUACUUGAAUGGAUGGUGUAAGCGUGGUAUGAAAUGUAGGCAAGGCCAUACUUUUACAAAGGGACACAACCGGGUUGUAAAAGCAAAGUUGGGUCUUAAUCCAUUCAAAGAUGCAGAGAUAAAAACCAUCAUCCAGUGCAGGUAUCCUCAGAUUUGCCGCAAAUUGAAAUGCGCUGACGGAGAUGACUGUCCGUAUCUCCAUGUGUGUUUUAACUUCAUCCGAGAUAAAUGUGAAGAUUCUAAUUGCCAACGAGGACAUGAUUUGGAGACUCCCCACAACAUGUGGGUUCUUUCAAUUUAUCGAAUGGAUAAAUGGACAAAAGAGAAGCUAGCCUUGUUGAAAUUUCUCAUUAACAUGCCAAGAAAAUCUGGCAGCAAAAAGAGUCCAGAUGAUGGGGCAUCCAUCAUUGAUCCUUCUGAGUGUGGAAGUAAUAUGGAUGAGGAAGAUUUCUCUGAUGACAUAGAUAAUAUUGAUGAGGAUGAAGAUGAUUCCUCUGAUGAUGUGGAAGAUGAGGAUGAAAGGACAGAGUACAUAACUGAAUUUGAUGAUUUAAGGAAUCUGAGAGGAAAAGCUUCAAUGCCUAAAGAGGAAGUUCCAGUCGUGACUGAGAAGAAAAAGUUGAACAGGAAAGACAGAUGGGCUCAGCCUGUAGAGGAUACAGAGUUCUUAGUCAUGAGGAGAAAGCCAGACACAGAACCAUGUCAGCCAGAUCAUGCCCCUAAGCAGUCAAUGUCUAACAGCGUAUUGGACAAAGAUGCCCACAAAAAAGACAUCUGCCUGAAUGGUUUAUUAGGCACCUGCCAAGGCCAAGGCUGCGACCUGCACCACACCCGCCUGCCCUAUCUCUGGCAGAUACGUAUCUAUGGAGAAUGGGUCAGCUUUGGUGAUGAAGAAAAUCAGAGACUGGAACAGAGUUAUUGUAAUCAAGAAGACAUGGCAGAUGGAGAGGUGGAUUAUGACGAGAGAAAAUACAGGAUCCACAUGCUGUUUAAAGACAAUUCGGGAAUCCUCUAUGAAAUAAUUCAUGGAAAUGAGCCAUUGCAAACCAAUGAUGUUCUGAGCAUCCGCCGUCUUUCCACAACCUCGUAUGCCAAAGGAAAAAAGCCAAUGUCCACCGGAUCAUUUCGCACCCAGUGGAGAUGGUAUUAUCUGGAUGAUGCAAGUCAGUGGAUCCAGUAUGAAAAGGAUAGCCUGCAGUGCACUUUGGAGAAGAAAUUCAUCAUGGAACAAAAGUGCUACCUAUUCACCCGAAAAAGUUACAAAUAUAAAUAUAGAAUCGAGUUUGCUUGUUGGCAACAGGUAAACAUGGAAACGGCUAAAGUUCGCAGAAUUCUCCGAAGGCCAUUGUUUGUGUCUCUCUCUGAUGUGGAAUUAAAGUCAUUUCCCCCAAUCCUAGAAGUGCCUGGAACAAGCGCGACUCCCCCUGCCUGGGCUCCGUGGGACUUGGCACAUGACUUUGAGUUGGUGGAUCUGGAGGAGGCUAGUAAGGAAUAUGGAGAGGUGAAGACCUCAUUCUUUGCGACACUUAGAGAGGACAAUUUCCAGAUCUGCAACAUUUAUCGUAUUCAGAAUCUGGCUCUCUGGAAUGAAUAUAAAAUGAAGAAGUCGAACAUGGAGAGAGUUGGGAAUGUUAAUGAGAGAUGUCUCUUUCAUGGCACGGACUCCAUUGAUACAUGUUAUGGUAUAUGUACCAACAAUUUCGACUUUCGUUUGAGUGGGAAGAAUGCGACUAUGUACGGCAAAGGGUCGUACUUUGCCGUCACUUCAAAAUACAGCAAUUGCUACACCAGAGGGCCAAUGCGCUUGAUGUUGAAAGCCAAAGUUUUGAUUGGUUGCUCUACGAAAGGAGAGAAGGACUUUGUGUGUCCCCCCAACAUACCCGGGGAAGGUCACAAGCGAUACGAUUCCUGUGUAGAUGACACUAUCGAUCCUAAAGUAUUUGUCGUGUUUGACAGAAACCAGAGUUAUCCCGAGCAUUUGAUAGCUUAUAGGGAGAGGGAUGAUGAGCUUCUAAACUCUGCUCCCGAUCAUGCACCUGUUGCACAACCUAUGAGCAGGCCGGUUUCUUUGGGUGCGACUGCUGGGAGUUCAAAGCCAGUGUCUGCUAAUGCACAUCCUGGUAAUGUCCAGGCAUUUUCUAGUAGUGCCCAGGCUUAUCCCAGCUACCCUCAGACUAGCAGAACUCACAGUAGUGCCCAGGCUUCUCCCAGCUACCCUCAGACUAGCAGGACUCACAGUAGUGCUGCUGCUGCAGAUUUGUCCAGUGUACAACAGGUGUACAACAAUCCUUACCUGUCCUCACCCACAACUCCUCCGUCAGACUUACCUGCUCCACCGGAAUCUCGGGGUUUGUCUUACCGGACCUCCUCUGGACGUGUGCAGAGAAUGUCCUAUCCAGAAAGGAAGAAGGAGGAAUCCUGCAGCAUCCAAUAGACACGUUUCUGAUGCAGGAAAUCAUAUUGUCUGCAAAAUAUUAACAAUCAAAUUCCAUUUCCGAUCAGCAGGUCACCUCACUUUGCAGAAGUCCUCUGUGGAAUAACUUUGAGUGUGGGAUGGGUUUUUUUCUGUAGCAGCUGGUUUUUUUUUACUGGUUACAGCUGAAUGGUUUGUGUGAUUUUGUCCCUGAAUUUGCGAAUCAUAGAUGUUUACAGCUUUUUCAAAAAAAAAAUUCAUCAUUGAUUUUUGCAAUCCAAUCCCUAAAAGAUAGCUAUUUAUAAUCUGUGUUUCCAAUUCUGCGUUUGCAUUAUACAUAUCUAUACCUAUAUGUAUCGAUAUAUAUAUUUUGUGAUUGUAAUUUUUGUGGAUUAUUCCUAUCCACAAAAUUACACAAAAAUGGACAACCACAGAAAAUAGCCAUUAUACGGUAUACCAAUAUCAGCAAACUUCCAACACUAAUCAAAUAGGCUCUGCUGAUUCUGCUGAAACAAAUCAUUUGUGGGUGAUUGGUCAUUUACUCCAUAUAGUCAAACAAAGGGAUAAGAGUGCACCAGGCACAGAAAAAUUUGUUUGGUUAUAAUUGUAAUUCAUUAUGCAAACCAUGGUGAAUGAAAGUUAAUUUGCUAUAAACAGUUGAUUCACUAUGAGAGUGUGUACUGUAACUGUGUUUGACUGUAUUCUCUAUUUAAUUUUGCUUCUUGUAAUCUGGCAAUGAAAUAUUUUUGCUUUGUAUCACAUUUUUGGUUGGAUUGGCUGGAGAGGGUUUCCGGUUCAUUUUCUGAUUUUGUGAUUCAUGAAUUGGUUUGCUGAUCAGAAUCUAAAACACACUGUUGAAAUAUAUUCACAGGAUACUUGUAUGUGUAAUUCUCUGCCUAUAUGUUACAUAGAUACAGGGAACUGGUGAAGAAGUCUCUGUGCUGUGGAUAGAGAGAUAUAUGAUAAGACAGACCCCCAAAAAGCUGUUGUUGGUUUUUUUAAAAAUCAAUCAGAGCUUCGCAAAGUCAAUGUCGACAGAGACUGAGGUGGUCUAUUGCAUUUGUACAUGUAGUUGUCCUUUGUCAACAUUUAAACAUAAGCAACUUCUCAGCAAGUACAUGGCCAUGUUUUCAAUAAGGUAUGAAACAUCUUUAGGUAAUGGGAAACUAAAAGUUUUGAAUGUCAUUGUCACUACACCCCUGGGGCCAGAGGAGUUGGGAUAAAACCUUAGAUAAACCUGCACUUGGGGACAUCAGGAAGACAGACUGUGUAAAUAGUCAUAAUGAGAAAGAAUUCCUCUACCAAUAUUGUGAGAUUCAGGUUCCUGGGUCAGGGGUUCUAGUGCUAGGGUUGUGCAUUAUGGCUAACAUUCUGAAAAUUUGUUUUUUCAUAAAAAAUAUCUCGCUCCUGACUCCUGGAAAUUAGGUACAUAAUGAUAGGGAAGAGAGGAGCCGUUUCCAAAAUUGGAAAUUCAUUACCUUCGGGGCCAGGGUGCUAGGGCAGGGCAGGGGUCAAAAUCUGAAAAAGAUUGUAUGUACCUGUCUACCAAAAUUGUGAAAUCCCCUACCCCUGGGCAAAGAGUUCAGGCUUAAGAGCAGGGCUCAAAUGGGUAUAUAGUGAAAAUGCAUUUAAUUUUCAAUGUAGGGUUUAGUUUUAAUAACUUGCACAUUGUGUAAUGUAUAUCUUGUGUCCAUGGUAAUGAGAAGCAUGUAGCUGUCCACCAAAUUUAUAAAAUUCCAUUCCCCUGGGCAAGGGGUUCAUAGUAAGGGUUGGUCUUAAAUGGGUAUAUAGGGAAUAUUACUGUGUAUUGUGAAUAAAUACAUCAUGCAUGGUUAUGAAGUUUUUAAAAUUCUCACGAACCCUGGACUAAUUCCUGAGGCCUCGGAGAGUGGCAGUGAAAAUACAGUACAUGAUUUUCAAAAUAGUCUUUUACUCUUGGACAUUGAAAAACCAGAAUCUGGAAGGCUAAGGAUAAUUUAUUUUCAUUUUUUAAAAGUAAUUAAGACCUUUGAUUAAGCUGGCUAUUGAGGAGUUAUUGCAUGUUACUUAGAUGAGUGUUACGGUCCUUCAACCUCAAGUAUUGUGUCUGGUUACUACGGACUGGCAGUGGAGGGUCGGAUCGGAUUGUAGUUUGUUUCAAUUUUUCCUGAAUUGUAUACAUGCUUUGAAUAUGACGGAGACUAUUGUUUUGGUCCUAUAGGUACUAUUGACCACUUACAUUUCACGAUACCUUGUGAUCGCGUGGAUACAAUGAUGCAUAUAUUCGCGAGACGUAACUUCCAAAAAUCAUUAUUAAUUGCUGAACUCUUCUAUAUGUAAGAGUUCAUUUGCAAGAACUAAAUUUUCACAAAUGGCUAGUUCUGCGAAGUAAAUAAUGUUCUUGCGAAGAAAAUGACUGUGAUAUACUGCAUGAAAUGAUUCGUAUUUGGGCAGCAGGUUUUCAUUUGCAGACUUGAAUUACUAGAGUAUUUGACCAGUAUUUCAGUCUGACAUAGCGUACAGUAUUUACCCUCUGACCCUCUGAUGUGUGACUUAAUAAUGUUACUAAUCUGAUGAACUGUUAAUUCCUGAUAGGAUUAAAUGUGACACUGAUUUCCAGUGAUGUUGAUGAGGUCAUUUUGUUAUACCGGUAAAUUAGAAUUUGUCAUUAAUUGAUAUGGAAGUGGGAGUUAAUGGUGUUUUAACCUCCCAGAGAAAGACGUGAGUCUGUAAAUAGACUUCUGUCAUGCUGGGGUAGACUCCUCCCACACCGGGGUAGACUCCUCCCACACUGGGGUAGACUCCUCCCACACUGAGGUAGACUCCUCCCACACUGAGGUAGAUUCCUCCCACGCUAGGGUAGACUCCUCCCACGCUGGGGUAGACUCUUCCCACACUGGGGCAGACUCUUGUGAUGCAAGGGUAUCGCAGACACGGCAGAUAUAGAAAAUGAUAACCAUGAAAGAGUAUGUCAGUAUUCACAAAUGAAUCAACCAAUUAAAAGCUGUGUUCUUUGGAUAUGGGAACCUUUGCUUUUAUAUCACCCUGUGACCUAGUUAAUCAACCAAUGAAAAACUGUUCUUAUAAUGGAUAUUGGAACUACCUAAUGAAUCAACCAAUUAAAAGCUCUGUUUAAAUAUUGAAUUCCAAGAGCUGGUUUGUCUGAUCAGGGACUAUGGGUGUGGUACCUUGUCUUCUAUCUGACUACUGGGAAUUUUUUUAAUUGUAGUGUACAUUUUUUUACAUAUUGGAUUUUUCCCCGGAUGGGUCCUGUGUGGAACUUUAUGGUUUGGAAAGUAUUGACAGAGAUAUUAAUACUCCAAAUAGGAAGUGAAAUGCAGGUAAUUUAACUUGUCGGGAUUUAGCAUUACAACUUCACCUGUAGGAAUUAAUAUCAAAGUGCUGUUACAACUUCACCUAUAGGAAUUAAUAUCAAAGUGCUGUUACAUUUGGUGCUUAUUUCUCUUUGCUUGCUGUAAAACUAUAGCAUGUGCUGGGUGCUGGUAAAUCAUGAUUUUACUUUUAACCAAGUAAUAUUGCAUGUUCAGUAACGCUGAUUUCACUAAACGUGCAAGAUUUUUUUUCUCCUUCUUUCUUAAAGAUGGAAUAUCUUAACAGAACAAUUAUCAAAAGUUUACCUUUUGUCAUAGGUGAUUUUUAGAAUAUUAAGAAUUUAUGGAAAUUAGUGUUUGGUUUUUUAAAAAAUACAAGCAAAAAAUAUUUUUUCUAAGAAAGUUUUUAAAGAAUGCAAAAAAUUCUUUUUGAAUCUUAAUAAUCUUAUAGUUUUAGUCCUAGCUGUUAGAAGAAAAUUUUAAAACUCAUAUAUGAGUAAGUUUCAGUGCAUUGAAUUUUUUUUUAAAGAAUUUAGAUUUAGGGGCCGAGUGCAUUGUAUAUGCUUGACUUAUUUAGAUUAGGGGCCCUGAGUGCAUUGUAUAUGCUUGACUUAUUUAGAUUAGGGGCCCUGUGUGCAUUGUAUAUGCUUGACUUAUUUCUUUGAGAUCAAUGCGUUGUAGGAGGUGGGUUUUAUUUUAAUCAGACUGAGAGCUGUGGUAACCUGGUGAAGAAAUUAAAGUUUUACACGUAUUAUGUACUGUAAAAGUGGUUAUUCACACACACACACACAGACACCCCACCCCCCCACCCCCCACCCCCCCACGCAUGUAGAUAACCACUAUAAAUUUACAGUAUUGCUGUUAACAACACUCCUUUAGUCCUUACCAUUGUUUUGAUUUUUUGUUUAAUUUGGUGUUGCUUUUUAUUGUAAUGCAUUUAAAAUUCAUUGUUUGAUUCAAUAAAAACUUAAUUCCAAAUCAA